GCGGGCAAGAAGGCAGCGGGCGACAUCGGCGCGAUCUUCGACUUCAAGGAGACGCUGGGAACUGGUGCAUUUUCUGAAGUAGUUUUGGCGGAAAACAGGUCUACUGGAAAACUAUUUGCAGUUAAGUGCAUCCCAAAGAAAGCCCUGAAAGGAAAGGAAAGCAGUAUAGAGAAUGAAAUUGCAGUUCUAAGAAAAAUCAAGCAUGAAAAUAUUGUUGCGCUGGAAGAUAUCUAUGAGAGUCCAAACCACUUGUAUCUGGUCAUGCAACUAGUUUCAGGAGGGGAGUUGUUUGACCGCAUUGUGGAGAAAGGAUUCUAUACUGAAAAAGAUGCAAGCACCCUAAUACGGCAGGUCCUAGACGCUGUGUAUUAUCUCCAUAGGAUGGGCAUUGUUCACAGAGAUCUGAAGCCUGAAAACUUGUUGUACUACAGCCAGGAUGAAGAAUCUAAAAUCAUGAUUAGUGAUUUUGGCCUGUCAAAAAUGGAGGGUAAAGGCAACAUAAUGUCCACGGCAUGUGGUACCCCAGGAUAUGUUGCUCCUGAAGUGCUGGCCCAGAAACCUUACAGCAAAGCAGUGGACUGUUGGUCCAUUGGAGUCAUUGCUUAUAUCCUGCUCUGUGGGUAUCCUCCCUUCUAUGAUGAAAAUGACUCUAAGCUUUUUGAGCAGAUCCUUAAGGCAGAAUAUGAAUUUGAUUCUCCAUAUUGGGAUGACAUCUCCGAGUCUGCUAAAGACUUCAUUCGAAAUCUGAUGGAGAAAGACCCCAGUAAAAGAUACACCUGUGAACAGGCAGUCCAGCACCCCUGGAUCGCUGGUGACACAGCCCUCAGUAAAAACAUCCAUGAAUCUGUCAGUGCUCAGAUCCGCAAGAACUUUGCAAAAAGCAAAUGGAGACAAGCAUUUAAUGCCACAGCAGUUGUGAGGCACAUGAGAAGAUUACACCUCGGCAGCAGUUUGGACAGUUCAAAUGUAAACGUGUCAAGCGCUCUCAGUCUGGCCAACCCCCUCUCCGAUGGAACAGCCAAGAAGGAUUAUAUAUCCCCAUCUACUCUCUGUAGUUUUGCAUCAUCGGCUUCAUCUGGCAUUUCAGCUGUAGGAGAGAGAAGAACCAGGCAGACCACAGUAACAACAGUGCAUACAGGGACCAAGUGAUCCAGAGCUGCCACCUACCGCUACAGGAGGAGGUCAGAAGUGGGGGACAUGCCCAGGUGGGCAUACCGAUGGGCAGGCGGGCAAACCUUCACCCAGUGAUUUCAUCCUAUGUUGCAAACUCAGCAAACAACAAGAGGAAAAGAAGAAUUUUUUUUCAAUGUCCAUAUUUUAUACUGCAAUUCUGAAAUGUUGCAUUUAUCACAAACUUUAAUGACUUCCACAGGAUGGGAGGGAGGGGGUCUGGAUCAGGCCCAAGAGUAUCUGAUAUUGAUGGAAUGGAUCUAGGAAUGUACAAACUAAUGGACACUCACAGUAGUUCCUCAGUCAUUUACUCUUUUCUCAACGUAGAUAACAAUACGUGGGUUUUUUUUGUCAUUGACUAAAGGUCUCAACUGGAUUAUUUAAAUGGACUUUAUUUCAAAGCAUUAUAAAUUUUUGUUUUGGGCUUUUCCUGU
Messenger RNA from Heteronotia binoei (common prickly gecko), 1604 nucleotides. It is a transcript of the gene CAMK1D, whose product is annotated as calcium/calmodulin dependent protein kinase ID. Gene Ontology annotation, cellular component: intracellular anatomical structure. The transcript has 11 exons. The record is from RefSeq and is a predicted model, not a curated record. The coding region runs from base 262 to 1149 and encodes 295 amino acids. Gene Ontology annotation, molecular function: calmodulin binding; calcium/calmodulin-dependent protein kinase activity; ATP binding. NCBI's taxonomy places the organism in Eukaryota, Metazoa, Chordata, Lepidosauria, Squamata, Gekkonidae. Gene Ontology annotation, biological process: peptidyl-serine phosphorylation.